UCUCAACGCAAGCAGCCUCGGCUUCGCCUAAAGGAAAGGCGGGCUAUCGCUUUUCAGCCUCUCUCCCCGGCAUGUGGGCGUGUUUCUAGGCCGGGGAAGGCGGCGGGAGCAGCGGCCUCCGCCACCAUCUCCUCUUUCGCUUCCCUCCGCCUUCCCCUCAAGUUUGUGUGUUUUCAAAAGCAGAGCAGAGCCUCCCCGCCGGAGUCCCGCCUUGGCAGCCAGGCUGCGAGGCACGGCGGGAGGAGCCCGCACUUCCCCGAGGCGCGAGCCAUGACGAGCCGGAGGCGGUGGAGGUGGCGCUGGCAGCACCGGCGCUUGGCCCUGGGCUUGGGGCUGUACACGCUGCUGCUCCUGCUGCUGGUCUCCUACAUGCUGGACUACGGAGCCAGGAGGGGGCGCGCGGGCGAGGAGGAGCUGCUGCUGCUGCCCCGCCGCUGCCCCAGCCUCGAGGAGGCGCUCGGCGAGUGGAGCUGGGACGAGCAGCCGCCAGGAGAUGCCUCCCAGGGGGCGGCUGGCGCCCGGGGAAACGGCACGGGCAGCGAGGCCGCCGCCGCCCCGGGAAGCAGGGCUGGCGGGAAGCGGCAUGUCUACUUGCACGCCACUUGGCGCACGGGCUCGUCCUUCCUGGGCGAGCUCUUCAACCAGCACCCGGACGUCUUCUACCUCUACGAACCCAUGUGGCACCUGUGGCAGGCGCUCUACCCGGGCGACGCGCUCAGCCUGCAGGGUGCCCUGCGGGACAUGAUCCGCUCGCUCUUCCGCUGCGACUUCUCCGUGCUCCGCCUGUACGUCGCUCCGCCGGCCCCCCGCGACCCCCUGGCGCCCUUCCCCGCCCCUGCUGGGGGCAAGGCGAGCAACCUGAGCACGGCCAGCAUCUUCGGCUGGCGGACCAACAAGGUGAUCUGCUCGGCACCGCUGUGCCCCGACGCGUCCCGCGCUCGGGCCGAGGUGGGUCUCAUCGACGGCGCUGCCUGCGAGCGGAGCUGCCCACCGCGGGCGCUGCGGGAUCUGGAGGCCGAGUGCCGCAAGUACCCGGUGGUGGUGAUCAAGGACGUGCGGCUGCUGGAGCUGGGCGCGCUGCUGCCUCUGCUGCGGGACCCGGAGCUAGAUUUGCGGGUCAUCCAGCUCUUCCGCGACCCCCGCGCCGUCCACAAUUCCCGCCUCAAGGCCAAGCAGGCGCUGCUCCGGGAGAGCAUCCAGGUGCUGCGGAGCAGGCACCGCGCCGAGCCCCGGGGACUCCCCCGACGGCAGCUCCUGCCGCCCCCUGCCGCCGCCGCUGCCGCUCUGCCCGGGGGCGGCGGCAUCCGGGCGCACCAGCAGCACCGAGCCGAAUUCUUUCUGGGCGGCGCCCUCGAGGUGAUUUGCCAGGCCUGGCUGCGCGACUUGCUCUUCUCCCGCCGCGCCCCGGCCUGGCUGCGCGCCCGCUACACGCAGCUGCGUUACGAGGACCUGGUGCUGGAGCCGCGCGCCCAGCUGCGCCGCCUAUUGCGCUUCACCGACCUCCCAGCGCUGCCCGCUCUGGAGAGCUUCGUGCUCAACAUGACCCGCGGCGCCGCUUACUCCUCCGAGCGGCCGUUCCUCAUCUCCGCCCGCGACGCGCGAGAAGCCAUCCACGCUUGGCGGGAGCGGCUGAGCCGCGAGCAGGUCCGCCAGGUGGAGGACGCCUGCGGCGAGGCCAUGAAUCUCCUCUCCUACCCGCUUAACGGCGCGGACGGCGAGCAGCGGCAAGAGGACGCCAGGGGGCGCCCAAGCGCUCCUCAUCAGCCAGGCUAAUAAACCAGCAGCUGAUUUGUAACAAGAUACGGACAAGGAAGUAUGCAUUGCGUAUACACUGGAAAUGGCAGUGAACAGCAACUUGGUUCAGCAUGUCAGAAUGAACAUUGAAUACCUUUAAUGGAGUGGACAUUAUUAUAAAGAUUACUUCAAGUUAAGAAACAGACAUGGUGCAAUAUGAAUAAUUGUGUCUUUCUGCUUGUGAAGUACUUUAUCUUCCAACUUGAAGCUGCCAGUGUGUUUUCAGUUCUUGCUACUGCUGGUUCCAAUAAGAUUUAUCAGCACAUGGACAGAUUUGUCAGCACAUGGAUACGGGAAGAGGAAUAUAGAAGUGUGUGGUUUGUUGAUGGACUCGUACUCUGUUUCACAAUCACUGUUUAAAUGUCCUAUUAAUCUCAUGUAGGGAGAACUUCAGACACAAUGCCUGAGAGAUUCAUGAGUCCAUUAGAGAAGAUACAUAUUCAAUUGUUGAUGUGAGGCAGUAGUUUCCCACCUAUUCCAAUAUGCCUUUUUCCACUAACAAAGGACUUGCUUUUAUGUUUUUUAUUGUAUUUGUCCGGUCUUGAUUUCUGCAUUCAUCUUUCUCUCUUUUGGAAACUUAAAAAUUGACAAUGGUGCCAGUGUAGUGAGAGCAAAAGGUGAACAGAUCCAUGUCCUUUCUAUCUUUCUAACUCUUUGGUUUGUUCCCCUGUUAAACCUAAGCAAGGGACAGUAUUAGUCCUCCUCCUCUUACAAGAGGGAGAUCAAAAAGUCUAUGCCUGGGAUCACGAGAUCCAUGUGGACACAAGUUCUAUGAAUGGAGGGCUUCAAUGAACUGGGCAAUAUCAUGCGGGAAAGCUGGAAGGAUCCAACUCUAUGUAUUCUUAGUAGAAGCAUAGUUCUGAAUUAAGAUGCACUCACCUCCCAUGAAGCUGUAGCGGAUGGGUAUUAACAUGACCUUCAAUAUGGUAGAGUUCUUUAAGAUUCAUACUAUAUAUCUAUGCCCGCUCUGGAAACACCACCUGUGGGCACCUUCCAGUGUCUUCCCAUGAAAGUCAAGUACACUCCCACUAGUAGGUGAAAACAGUGCUCUCGGCUUUCUGCAUAUGACCAUCUGUUGGAAACCACUGAUCAACUGAAAAGCUAUAUUUAUUUUAACAGGACAUGUACAUGACACAGCAAGCAAAACCCAUUAAUUUUCAGUAGUAGUUGAAAAGAAACCAUACUGCCAAAACACAAUAAUCAAAUUUAUUUGCGAUCCAGAAUAAUCUUGAGAUCAUUUGGUGCUAGGAAUUGGAACAUUGUGAUUUCUGUCAGACUGCAUCUGCAUUUCUGAAAUAAUGCUAUUAUAUUAAUUUGGAAAAGGGGGCAAACUGUAAUCUGUCCUUUGAGUGAAUAUUGAAAAAGAAAGACUGCUGUAACUCAGAAAGGCUGCUGCUAAAUCCAGAUUUGUAAGAGACGUUUACAUUUCUAAGCAGGGUUGUACUGGAUCUCCUUGGUUUGUGCAAGCACAAAUUUGCAGUCAUGAGGGCCAGGGUUGUUGUUCUUUUAUUAUACAGAGUUACUUCAUAGCAUGCCUGCUACAUGCUCACCAAAGAUCCUGGCUGGGCUUUUAAUUAAAUUAUGGAAGAUGGUCUCUUCUUGGCCUGGCUGUUCCCAUGUUACUGCUGUGCGUUUCAGAAGUUGCAAUAGAAAGUUUAGAAAGCAGAUGAUUUAAUGUCUAGACUAGUGGUCUAGGCUGCGACAAAUGCAUUUGUUGUGAAUCCUCAUCUUUGAGGUAUUCAAAAGGCCAUAUUCUCAGCAUGCUGAAAGUGUGUCAAUUACUGCUGUUUUCAAGUGAGAUGUUCAAGUUAACUCAGAAUAUACCUCAUAGGAGAGGCAGCACAGGACCCACAAACUGCAUUAGAACUGGAGCCUGGAAGCACUUUCAGCUCUGAGUGUUCACAGCUAAAUCAUGUGCCUGUUAACACUUUAUUACCUUUUGAUGAGUGGAAAUCACUUUUAUCUUAGUGCGUUUGUAGCCCUGGACUCAGAACAUGAAAGGGACUGCUGAUUUACUACGGUGAUAUGAUGACAACAUGAAGGAACUCCACAUAUCAACAAGUGAGAAGAACCCUAAUUCAAAACCAUGGAACAGGUAUUACUUGAUGUUCUAUCAGCACCAAAUUUGCUACUUGUUAUUUCAGUAUGGCAGAACAGAAUAUAAUUUC
Messenger RNA from Eublepharis macularius, 3962 nucleotides. It is a transcript of the gene CHST7, whose product is annotated as carbohydrate sulfotransferase 7. NCBI's taxonomy places the organism in Eukaryota, Metazoa, Chordata, Lepidosauria, Squamata, Eublepharidae. The coding region runs from base 271 to 1773 and encodes 500 amino acids. Gene Ontology annotation, molecular function: chondroitin 6-sulfotransferase activity; N-acetylglucosamine 6-O-sulfotransferase activity. The transcript has 2 exons. The record is from RefSeq and is a predicted model, not a curated record. Gene Ontology annotation, biological process: N-acetylglucosamine metabolic process.